Molecule: messenger RNA, 2365 nt
Organism: Drosophila serrata
Lineage: Eukaryota; Metazoa; Arthropoda; Insecta; Diptera; Drosophilidae
Gene: Atg18b
Product: Autophagy-related 18b
Molecular function (GO): protein binding
Source: RefSeq, a predicted model, not a curated record
CAGAAAAACAGUCGCAGAAAAACAACAAAGACAACCGACGCUAACAAAACGAAUUUAAUUUAUCAGAAAUCGAAUCGAACACUUCGCUCUGCUCAUCCGCCUGCGUAGUACUGUGUGUUUUUUGUGUUUCGCUCCCAGCGAACGGUGAAAAAGUGCAAUAAGAUACAUCGAGAGAGAAAAAAAAUAGAUACAAGCCAAAGGCCAGUGAAAGUGUAACCGAGAUAUAGAGAUUAAAAUCAGCAAAAGGAGGAGAAAACCCCCAGCAAUCAUGGCCACAUAUCAGCUGAACUUCAACCAGGACUUUACCUCCCUGUCCGUGUUGAGUCCCUCGGGCUUGCGCCUGUACUCGAUAGCCGGCCAGGAUAAGGUCGAGGAGAUCUUUGCCAAGGACAAUACGGAGCAGAUCCGAAUCGUGGAGCGUCUGUUCAAUAGCUCGCUGGUGGUGCUGGUCACCGCCCAGAAGCCCAACUGCCUUAAGAUGCUGCACUUUAAGAAGAAGCAGGACAUUUGCAACUGCUUCUAUCCUUCGGAGAUCCUGUGUGUGCGGAUGAAUCGCCAGAGGUUGAUCGUGUGCCUGGCGGAGAGCAUACACAUCCAUGACAUUCGCGACAUGAAGAUCCUGCACUCUAUCGAGAAUAUCGCCCCCAACGAGCAGGGUCUCUGUGCCUUGUCCCUGAACUCACACCUGGCCUUCCCCAUCUGCCAGACCAGUGGGGAACUGCGCAUCUUCAAUGCCAGCAAGCUGCGUACGGGAAUGACCAUCAAGGCUCAUGAUACGCCGCUCUCGGCACUGGCCUUCUCGCCCAGCGGAGCCCUGCUGGCCACUGCCUCCGAACGCGGCACUGUCAUCCGAGUGUUUUGCGUCAAGAAUGGUCAGCGGGUGCAGGAGUUCCGGCGAGGUGUUAGCUGUGUCCGCAUUGCCUCGCUGGUCUUCUCGGCCAACGGUGACUUCCUGUGCGCUUCCUCCAACACGGAAACCGUCCAUGUCUUCAAAAUUGAUGCCCGGGCCGUGGAGUCGGUCGAACUGAAGGCAAUCGCUGAAGUGGCUGCAAGUCAGACAAAGCAACCAAGGAGUCGACGAGCGUUCCUCCUGUUGCCGAGGAAGUCAACAGUGCGCCCACGCCCGUUGCCAGCUGGGGUGGAAUGUUCUCCAAGGCGGUGUCCUCGCUUCUACUGCCUCACAUGUCAGCGAAGUCCUGUCCCAGGAUCGAUCCUUUGCCACAGUGCAGCUAGCUCAGGCGGGCUGAAGCAUAUCUGUGCCCUGACCCGCGUCCAGAAGGAGUUGCGUCUGCUCAUCGCCUGUGAGGAUGGCUUCCUGUAUGUGCACGAGUUCAAUGCGGAGCGGGGAGGUGCCUGCAAGCUGCUGUCUGUCCACGAUCUGCGUGGCGCUCUGGAGGAUGUAAUCGAGCUGCAACUGAGCGAAAGUGUUGUAAAGUCACAGAUCAAGUCCACAAAUGCCACGGCACAGCCUUCGCUAACCAUGCUCAAGAGCUGUGCGGCCAGUGUGCUCAUCGAGAAUCCGGAUCCCAUGCCGGACAAUAGCUAUGCGAGCAUCCUGCGUGGGGACCAGGCAGAUGCCAUGUCUGAUUCUGCCAAAUUUCGCAAACUCUGUGAUGCCAUUGACACUCCAACGAAGCUCUAUGAUGAGCGGCAAUUUCCUCCAGUAGCCAUCGCUGCCAAGGAUUGACAACGCCGCCGCAGCCACAAGGAUAUGGUCAUUGUGACAAACAGCUGGCGGGUUAGCAAUAAACUAGGAAAUUCCUCUCCCAAGAACAAUGAAUAUCUUAUUUAAAUCCCCCCCAAUUAAAGUACUUUAAGUUCUAACAAGACAGCAAAAAUACUCCACAAAAAAUAUAUAAAAAAAAGUAUUAAUUUAUAUUUAAUUUCCAUCUUAUUCUGUAUAUAUGUGAGUGAAAAUAUUUGGCAGUGUUCUUAGUUUUCUCAUUCCGCUAAUUUAUCUUUGUCCAAUUCAGACAGAUUCUCUCUUAUGCACUUAUUCUAGCUCUGUAUUUUUGUAUGAUAUAUAGAUUUAGGCAUAGACAUAAUAUAUAUAAAUAUAUAUACUGAAGGUGAUGACUAGAAAAAUUGUGCGACAGAAGCUCAACAAAAAUCCAAAAAAGAAUGAAUGUUAAAAUAAGCAACAAAACCUGUACCUUAAUGUGGAGAGAAGUGUAACAAACGUAUUCAAUUAGCUUUGCGAAAAUUAACAUAUAAAUAUUAUAAACAUUUAAAAUGUGACAAAAGAACAGAAUAAUUUAAACUAUUAUCCUAAGUAUUCAAGUGAAGUGUUUACAAAUAUCGAAGCAAUACUUGUAUACAUAUGAUUUAUUAAUAUUAUAUUAAGAGCUAUGUAUGUAUGUCAAUA